AUGCCGAGGGAGCCUGCUGUCGCCACCACCAGGAAAGGAAAGCUGAGGAGGAAUAGCUCUCUCAAUGUCCCACGCCAGAAUUCAAAGGCGGUGAUUUUUGAGGAAGGAGCAUGGGUGAAUGUCCCUGUUCGGGAAGGAAUGGUGAAGGCUCCGUCUCCAAUUAAUACCCUCGAGUCGUCCCCAGAGAAGAAUGUGAGGACUGAGUCAAUUGAGACUAGUGCCAAUGGCGAUGGGGAUCGCUUUGAGCUGCGAAGUCGGAGGUAG
Messenger RNA from Linum trigynum, 264 nucleotides. NCBI's taxonomy places the organism in Eukaryota, Viridiplantae, Streptophyta, Magnoliopsida, Malpighiales, Linaceae. The record is from the annotation of a GenBank genome assembly.